AGAGGGCCAGGAGACCUGGACUCGCUCAGAGGACUAAUGCAGCUGGACAGGCACUUCUUACCACCAGCCGCUCCGGUCAUGUUCAACUACCUGUCAGGAGAGGCGAGGCCGCAGUUCCAGCGCAGCUAUGGGGGCCAGCAAGCGCUGUCCGGGCCGCUGAAGAGCCGCCUGGAGCAGCUGAAGAAGCCGUGUUGGUGGGAGCCCACCCCGCUGGUGCUCCAGCACAGCGAGACAGCCAGGCUUGCCAUAGACGCCUUCCUUGAGCAGGGGGAGCGGGGAUACCUGAGCGCCAUUGCGGAGGAGCGGGAGCUGCCCCUUCUUUCCAGCCUGGAUAUGGAAUAUAUAAGCCAUCAGAGAAACCAAAGCUUUCCAGAUCCCAGUGCGACAAAAGACCAAGAGGCUGACCCUGGCAAUGGAGACAGUGGAGACAGGUCUUCCCUCAACUCUGAACUAACAUCUGGCACCUAUUUUCCACUCAUGUCGGAUGUGCACCCUCCAGAGCUGGAGCUGGGGUGGCCAGUGGUGCCGCUCCGCACGGUGUCUGGCCAGACUCAAGCCACUGUGAUUUUCCAGAGAAACAAAGUGAACAGCAUUAAGGAUUUGCUCCGGUCUCUGAUCAGCCGGGCACGGACGGUGAUAGCAAUUGUGAUGGAUCUGUUUACAGACAUGGAAAUACUGUGUGACCUGCUGGAGGCCUCAAGCAGACGGCACGUCCCCGUUUACCUGAUCCUGGAUGAAGAGUACUUGAAGCAUUUUGUGGAAAUGUGCAAUAAAAUGGCUCUUACUCAGGACAACUUCCCAAACAUGCGCAUAAGAUGUCUGAGUGGAGACACCUACUACAGCAAAGCAGGCAAGAAGUUUACUGGCCAGGUUCUGGAGAAGUUUAUCCUGAUUGAUUGUGACCAAGUUCUUGCUGGUACAUACAGUUUCACCUGGCUUUGCAGCCAAGUCCACACGUGCCUGAUGACCCAUUUCCGUGGUCAAAUUGUUGCAGAGUUUGACAAGGAAUUCCAGUACUUGUAUGCGGAGUCCAGAGCAGUGACCAGCUUCUGUCUGCCGGAUCCUGCAACCUGCCCCUCUUCUCAGGACUCUUCAAAAGCUGCCAACUCCCUUUUAAAACCCGCACAGGCAAAUGAUGCUGAAACCUCAACCCCCUCCAGCAGCCUGUCCAAUGUAAGCAUCAGAAGCAUCAAAAUGUCUCCCUUUCUCAAAAACUCCAGCUGCAAUGCGCACCAGGAAAAGCAAGAUUCAAGCUCUGAUUCUGGUAAUAAGAAGGAAGACACAUCUCUGAAGCCCACUUGCCCUAAGCAGCAAGGAGAACCACCAGACUCACCAAACAGUCCUCCAAACAAACCCAAUCACAAAUCCAGUCUCACCGCAGCAAGGACAUUCUUGCAGCCAGAGCCUUCCCCUGCCCUGGGCUCCAAUAAACCGAGUUACGAAGAGGAUGGUAAAGCUACCAGCAGCCACUGCUCCCCACUAGGACAGGAGGAGGCAUUGCAGUCCCUUUCGGAGGGUGCCACUAGCAACGGGACCAGUGUGAACCAGAAAGGCCCAUCUGCUGCCCCCAGGGAACCGACACCCGAAAAUGACGCUUUUGGUGGGAUGGAGAAAAGACAGAGUCCCAGACAAGGGAAGUUGGACCUGCUGUCCCCAUACAACCAGCUGAAACGAGAUAAAAAGCCUGUAGUUCCUUGCUAUGAUAAACUCACUGAGGACAUGCUGGUGGAAAAGAACAGUGCGUAUGGGGCUGAGAAAAGACUGACUCUCGGGCACAGUAAGCUGGAUCUGAUCACCAAGUACAACAAGUUGAAAUCUAAACAUAUACACAGUCGGUUCGAACUCUGACCUGGGCCUCAAGAUGUCCUUUGGUCUUAUUUUCAAGUGGCUGCUUUUCCCCACCAAUCAUCAUACCUGGGGCUUGAAAUCAAAACACGGGUGGCAAAUUGCUCUUGUUCCUAUUAAAAGGUGUCUGUUCUGUUUCUAAUAUAUGCAGAUGACUGAUUCAGAUUAAAUUAGCAAGUACAGUUCAGUUUUUCAAUUACAGGAGAGAGAAAAUGAUAUAAACAUAAUCCAUACUUCCUUGUUCUUUUUGCCCUUUUUGCCCAAAACUUAGAGCAAAGCUCUUGCUACAGCUGCAAGUGGCUCGGCCAAUGCGGUCAGCAGCGAUUCCUCUCCCUGUAGCCAUGUGCUGAAAAUGAAAUGGUCAAAUGCAGGGUAACACUGCUCAAAAUAAAGUAGCUGUUCUGCUGGAAA
Molecule: messenger RNA, 2256 nt
Organism: Columba livia (rock pigeon)
Lineage: Eukaryota; Metazoa; Chordata; Aves; Columbiformes; Columbidae
Gene: SACK1C
Product: family with sequence similarity 83 member C
Exons: 4
Coding region: 37-1848 (603 amino acids)
Biological process (GO): epidermal growth factor receptor signaling pathway
Molecular function (GO): protein kinase binding
Source: RefSeq, a predicted model, not a curated record